AUGACAGAGGGAAAUGAAGCUUCAGAGAUAUAUACAUCUUUACAUGAAGACCUACAAGUGGCUCAUGAGAGCAAAGUAUCACUACAGGAGGCACUGGUUGAGGCCAAUAAACAAGUAUAUGGGUCACCUGGUGCUGUACCAUCAUUGCACUAUUCUAUACCACUGGAUGGAGUGGCUGAUCCUAAGACAUUAUUCAUUCACCGAUCACUGAGAACUGCUCCUUCAUUAACGAAUCCUACUACCACCUCCUCCUCUACCUCUGAUUUAGUACAUGAAUCAACGUCAGUACCCAAAGCUAGUACAUUUAGAUCUGAUAUUGCUCAUAGAGUAAUGACAGAAUGUAUUGCAAUGAUAAAGAAUUGUGGAAUUAAUAUUCACUUCUUGGUUGAUAAGUUGUUGGAACAUAAGAUUAUCAAUGCAAGAGAGAAGAGAGGAAUAACUGAUGGCUACACUAAACAAACUGCUGGUGAAAGAAUGGAUGAAUUGCUCCACAUCAUUUCAAGCUCCAUUAGCAUGGAUGGAGAAGUAUUUGGUAUAUUCUUAGAUAUACUCAGAGAGGAAGACACCAGAAGAACUAUUGGACUAGCUGAUAAACUAAUGAAUAAAUAUAAAUCAAUAUAG
Amphimedon queenslandica is the source of this 621-nucleotide messenger RNA. RefSeq lists its product as uncharacterized. The record is from RefSeq and is a predicted model, not a curated record. The transcript is spliced from 5 exons. NCBI's taxonomy places the organism in Eukaryota, Metazoa, Porifera, Demospongiae, Haplosclerida, Niphatidae. Bases 1 to 621 code for a protein of 206 amino acids.